AGGCCGGGUGGCGCCCGGGAAGCCCCAGGCGGCGGUGGAGCUGGCGGAGCCAUGGGCUCACUCGCGCGGCCUGUGGGGCCCGGUAGCGGCUUGGGGUCGCGGCCCCCGCCGCUCGCGCCUCUCCGGCUCCUCGUUCUGUUGUUGCUGGUGGCGCCCGGCGCGCGGGCCGCGGGGUACAAGACAUGCCCCGAGGUGAAGCCAGGGAUGCUGAAUGUGCACCUGGUGGCCCACACUCAUGACGACGUGGGCUGGCUCAAGACUGUGGAUCAGUACUUCUACGGCAUCCACAAUGACAUUCAGCACGCGGGGGUGCAGUAUAUCUUGGACUCGGUCCUGGAGGCCUUACGUGCCGAGCCCAGCCGCCGCUUCGUCUACGUGGAGAUGGCCUUCUUCUCUCGCUGGUGGCACCAGCAGUCCAAUGCCACUCAGGAGGCUGUGCGUGCCCUGGUCCACCAGGGGCGCCUGGAGUUUGCCAAUGGUGGCUGGGUGAUGAAUGAUGAGGCGGCCACCCACUACGGGGCCAUCAUCGACCAGAUGACCCUGGGGCUGCGUUUUCUGCGGGAGACCUUCGGUGAUGAGGGGCGCCCCCUGGUGGCCUGGCACAUCGACCCCUUCGGCCACUCCCGGGAGCAGGCUUCCCUGUUUGCGCAGAUGGGGUUCGAUGGCUUCUUCUUCGGUCGCUUGGACUAUCAGGAUAAGGUGACUCGGAAGGAGCAUCGCGAGAUGGAACAGAUCUGGAGGGCCAGCGCCAGCCUCAAGCCCCCCGCCGCUGACCUCUUCACUGGUGCUCUCCCUAACAUGUACAACCCCCCGGAAAGCCUGUGCUGGGACUCGGGAUGCUCUGACAGCCCCAUCGUGGAGGACCCCAGGAGCCCCGAGUAUAACGCCAAAGACGUGGUCACCUACUUCCUCAAGCUCUCGGACAUCCAGCGCCAGAGUUACCGAACCAACCACACGGUGAUGACCAUGGGUUCCGACUUCCAGUAUGAGAACGCCAACAUGUGGUUUAAGAACCUCGACAAACUCAUCCGCUUGGUCAACGCACAGCAGCAGGCGUCGGGCAGCCUGGUGAAUGUUCUGUACUCCACUCCUGCCUGCUACCUGUGGGAGCUCUACAAGUCCAACCUCACCUGGUCGGUGAAGCUGGAUGACUUCUUCCCUUAUGCCGACGGCCCCCACAAAUUCUGGACGGGCUACUUCACCAGCCGAGCGGCCCUCAAGCGCUACGAGCGUCACAGCUACAACUUCCUGCAGGUGUGCAACCAGCUGGAGGCGCUGGUGGGGCCGGCAGCCAGCCAGGGACCCUACGGCUCCGGGGCCAGCGCCUCCCUUAACGAGGCCAUGGCUGUGCUCCAGCACCAUGAUGCUGUCAGCGGCACCUCCAAACAGCAUGUGGCGAAUGACUAUGCGCGACAGCUGGCGGAGGGCUGGGGCCCCUGCGAGGUUCUCCUUAGCAAUGCGCUGGCGAGGCUCAGUGGCUCCAAGAAGGACUUCACCUUCUGCCGGGAGCUUAACAUCAGCCUCUGUCCCUUCACCCAGGGCGCCCACAGCUUCGAGGUGACUGUUUACAACCCGCUGGGGCGGAAGGUGGAGCGGAUGGUACGGCUACCAGUCAGCAAGGAAGCCUUCCUGGUGAAGGGCCCGGAUGGAGCCGUUGUUCCCAACAAUUUUCUCUCCUUUGUGUCCGAGGUGGUGCCAAAUCCCAGCUCCGAGCAGCUGGAACUGCUGUUCCCGGCCACCGUGCCCGCCCUGGGCUUCAGCGUGUAUUCUGUUUCCCGGGUGUCUCCCAGGCGCCCCACCAGUCUCAGACGCAGACCCAGGGCCCAGGAAGCUGAGUCUUUGGAACUGACCAUCCAGAAUGAGUACCUGCAGGCCCGCUUUGACCCCGACACAGGCCUCCUGAUGGAGGUGAACAACCUGGAAGAGGGCCUCCAGCUGGCCGUUCGCCAAGCUUUCUUCUGGUACAACGCCAGCAUGGGCGACGGCCUCAGCAGCCAGGCCUCGGGCGCCUACAUCUUCAGGCCUUACCGCCAGGAGCCCAUGAUUCUCAGCCGCUGGGUGCAGCCGCGCCUGGUGAAGACGUCCUUGGUGCAAGAGGUGCACCAGAACUUCUCAGCCUGGUGCUCCCAGGUGAUUCGCCUGUACCGGGGACGGAGGCAGCUUGAAUUCGAAUGGACGGUGGGACCCAUUCCUGUGGGAGACAACUGGGGGAAGGAGGUCGUUAGUCGCUUUGAUGCUGCACUGGACACAAAAGGGCUCUUCUACACAGACAGCAAUGGCCGAGAGAUCCUGGAGAGGAGGAGAGAUUACAGGCCCACCUGGAAAUUGAACCAGACAGAACCGGUGGCAGGAAACUAUUAUCCAGUCAACAGCCGCAUUUACAUCAAGGAUUCGGAGAUGCAGCUGACGGUGUUGACAGACCGCUCCCAGGGAGGCAGCAGCAUCCGUGAUGGUUCCAUAGAGCUCAUGGUGCACCGCCGCCUCCUGAAAGAUGACGGCCGUGGGGUGGGGGAGCCCCUUCAGGAGGACCUCCCGGGGCGCUGGGUGCGAGGGCGCCACCUCCUGUUGCUGAACAAGCUGAAGACCGCGGCUGCGGCACACCGGCUGCAGGCACAGGAAGAGGUGCUGGCCCCGCAGCUGGUGUUAGCCUCGGGAGACGGGACCCCUUACCGCCCUUCGGUGGCCCCAAGCAAGCAGUUCUCCGGGCUGCGCUGGGAGCUGCCCCCCUCGGUGCACCUGCUCAGUCUGACCCACUGGGGCCCCGGGAUGGUGCUGCUUCGCCUGGAGCACCAGUUCGCUGUAGGGGAGGACUCCGGCCGCAACCUGAGCGCCCCGGUGACCGUGGACUUGACGGACCUGUUCUCCACUUUGACCAUCACGCAGCUGGAAGAGACCACCCUGGCCGCCAACCAGCUCCGCGCCCGCGCCUCCCGGCUAUACUGGACCCCCGGAACAGGCCCGGCUGCUGCACCCCUUCAGCCACCCCGCCUGAACCCGGCAGCCAUCACUCUGAUGCCAAUGGAAAUCCGAACUUUCCUGGCCAAGGUUCAGUGGAAAGGGGGCAGCUAGAACUGGGGAGGGGGAGGCAAGAUGUCCCCACCUGGACCUGGACCCCAAGACAGGCUGUCUCCUCCCCCAGUCCUGCUGUGUGACCACCAAGGAAAGAAAUUAAAAUGCUACUACCAGGA
Erinaceus europaeus (western European hedgehog) is the source of this 3188-nucleotide messenger RNA. It is a transcript of the gene MAN2B1, whose product is annotated as mannosidase alpha class 2B member 1. NCBI's taxonomy places the organism in Eukaryota, Metazoa, Chordata, Mammalia, Eulipotyphla, Erinaceidae. Gene Ontology annotation, cellular component: lysosome. Gene Ontology annotation, molecular function: carbohydrate binding; alpha-mannosidase activity. The transcript is spliced from 24 exons. The coding region runs from base 52 to 3069 and encodes 1005 amino acids. The record is from RefSeq and is a predicted model, not a curated record. Gene Ontology annotation, biological process: mannose metabolic process.